Messenger RNA from Coccinella septempunctata (seven-spotted ladybird), 2356 nucleotides. RefSeq names its product fatty acyl-CoA reductase 1-like. Gene Ontology annotation, cellular component: peroxisome. The transcript has 10 exons. Gene Ontology annotation, biological process: long-chain fatty-acyl-CoA metabolic process. The record is from RefSeq and is a predicted model, not a curated record. Gene Ontology annotation, molecular function: alcohol-forming very long-chain fatty acyl-CoA reductase (NADP+) activity. Bases 137 to 1840 code for a protein of 567 amino acids. Lineage: Eukaryota; Metazoa; Arthropoda; Insecta; Coleoptera; Coccinellidae.
AGUUGCCAAUCAUGAUUCCUUCUUCCGUGAAAAAUUUCGGUUACCGACCUGUCAUCUCUGAAGCCACUCACUGCACAAGUCGGGAAAUAUUUUGUCAGUAGAUAGGAAACUAUCUAUAGGUGGGGAAGAGUUUUCUAUGGAACUCUUUUCGUCCCAAGUUCUGAGUUGUUUCACCUCACAUAUUAUGUUCCCAUCAAGAACAACCCUGGGAAACGGUGAAAAAAUGGUGAUUCCGAAGACCCAACAAAGGAUCUGUCCGCUGGACAUCAAGCCCACCGAUGACCUUCUCAAGUACCACGACGCCUCGGAUAUGAACAGCAAUUACCUCUUCAACAACAAUAACAACAACGUGGAUGGGCCAAACAACAUUGGUGAUUUUUACGCUGGGACGAAAAUUUUCAUCACGGGCGCCACUGGUUUCGUGGGGAAGGCACUGGUGGAGAAGCUGCUCAGGAGUUGCGAUGGCAUCGACACCAUUUACCUGCUCAUGAGGGACAAGAGGGGCAUGUGCAUUGAGCAGAGGCUGAAGGAACUCCUCAAAAAUCCAGUCUUCGGCAAGAUAAGAGACAAGAAUCCAGAGGUGUUCGAGAAGGUGAAAGCCAUAAACGGAGACGUUUCCUUACCCAAUUUGUCCCUGUCAGAAAACGACAAAAACUUCCUGAGGGAGAACAUAGACGUCGUUUUCCACUCAGCUGCCACGGUCAAGUUCAACGAAGACCUGAAGAACGCGGUUUUACUGAACACCCUCGGCACCAAGAGGGUCCUGGAGUUGUGCCAAGGAAUGAAGAACUUGAAGAGUUUCGUCCACGUUUCUACAGCUUUCAGCAAUUCCGAUAAGUCCCACAUCAAAGAAACCGUAUACAAGCCAGCAUUCGACAUGAACUCGAUCAUAAAUUGCAUGGAUAUUCUUCCCAAGGAUAUCGUGGAGAUGCUGUCCAAGAAGUUACUGGGAAAACAUCCGAACACCUACACUUUCACGAAGGCUUUAGCUGAGUAUAUUGUCUUGGAGUACUCAUCGACAAUACCUGCUGCAGUUGUCAGGCCAUCCAUCAUCACAGCAGCUUGGAAAGAACCAAUUCCUGGUUGGGUGGAUAAUAUGAGUGGUAUAACUGGCAUUUUCAUGGAAUGUGGAAGGGGAACCAUCAAAAGUAUCAUUUGCAACGAAAAAUACGUCAUGGAUAUAAUCCCUGUCGAUAUUGUGGUGAAUACUAUCAUUUCUGCAGGAUGGCAUACGUCUGCCUACAAAUCGAACACUAUGAGGGUUUACAACUGUGUAACCGGCGGUAUAAACCCAGUUACAUGGAAGAAAUUUGGAGAGCUGACCCACAAGUACGUCAGGGAAUACCCAAGCAAGUACGUCCAAUGGUACCCUGGUUUCCAAUACCGCACCAACAGAUUCAUACACGUCCUAUACGCCACCCUGUAUCAUACAGUCCCAGCAGCUCUCUUGGACGUGUUCUUAUACUGCACCAGACAGAAACCAAUAAUGUUGAGAAUAAGCAACAAAUUCUACCACGCCUUAGACGCUGGUAAAUUCUUCUCGACCAAUGAGUGGGACUUUGAUACACACACCUUUGCCAGCCUGUCACAGGCUGUCAAACACGCGGAAGAUGGUAAAUGCUUCAACAUAGACAUAAACAAGAAAACUACAGAUUUUGACUGGGAAUCAUACGUGAAGAAUUUCAUGAUAGGCGUUAGGCAAUAUGUUUUGAAGGAUGAUAUGAGCAGUUUGCCUUCUGCUAGGGCCAAAUUAGUGAGGUUGUACUGGUUCCAAAAAGUAUUCCAAGUCUUGUCACUCUGCGCUUUGGUGAAAAUCGCUAGUUUGCGUUACCAACGUUGAAGCCAUCAGGAAGGAGUUUCAUAAGGAAAAUAUGAAUAUUCUAUCUCCAAAUAAUCGAGUAUUAUGUAGAAAGACUUAUAUCAUGAACAGGGGAUUAAAUACCACUUUACAAUAAUAUUUACGAGAAAAUAUUAUAUCUUACUCAAAUUUCAUCUACAUAUAUAUAGUUGUAACCAAUGAUGAAUUGUUCAUUUUAUAAUCAACUGGGGAUAAACGAUGAGGAAAUAUUUAAAUUCUGUCCAUUCGCUAUAAAAUAUAUGAAUUUCUGAUGAUCAUACCGAAUGAAUCACUUAAAUUUUGUAUAACCUACUCGUUUUUACGUAGGAAAGGCGAUUUCCUUAAAUUUUUUUUUAUUAUUCUCAUCUACAAUUUCAACUUGAAAAACCGAUGCUCAAAGUGAAAUUUUAUUCGGAUUUUAUGAUUUAAGUUUAAGAACCAAAUUGCAUAUAGGAUAUCUUAAAUUGUUUUGUUGUUAUUUUAGGUUAAGAACCGUUAUUGAAUAAAUAGAAAGCAUUA